Messenger RNA from Mytilus californianus (California mussel), 2295 nucleotides. RefSeq lists its product as uncharacterized. The record is from RefSeq and is a predicted model, not a curated record. The transcript is spliced from 9 exons. Lineage: Eukaryota; Metazoa; Mollusca; Bivalvia; Mytilida; Mytilidae. Bases 163 to 1092 code for a protein of 309 amino acids.
ACAAUCUCGAUUUUUCGUGGAAUGCUAAAAAUGUAAAUUCUUUGUAACAAUCAAGAUAUUUAGAAUUUUACUUGAAAGAAAACCUUGAGAGAUCAGAGUAUUAGUAAAUAUUUAAGAGAGGUAUACUGUGUGAACGACCUGGAUAACAGCUGAUAUAUCAGAAUGGAACACUUCAUAAUAGUUGUCACAAGUUUUUACUUAACUGGUUUAUUGAUUGGCAUGGUUGGUGGCACCAAUGAAUUUAGAUAUACAACGCAUAAAAAUAUUUCUGUUGGAAGAUCAAUGAAUACCAGCAUGUGUGGCGUAUUUGCCCUUACAGAAGAUGGACAAACAUUCCAUAUCUCUUCCGAUGGAUAUCAUAUCAACCCUCCGUGCUCCAUAUAUCUCGCCGGUGUGAAUAGAGUUAACAGCACUUACAGAUUUUCCGGCAUGUGCUUUAAAAUGUCAGAUAUUGCAUUACCAUGUGACAAAAACGAUACAAUUAUUAUAAGAGGAUGGUCGUUGGAUAUCCGUUAUCAAAAUCAGUCAGUAUCUCUGUAUAUAAAUCAAAGCAUGCUGAUUACAGAAAAAACCUUAAGAUGUGAUAAUAAACAAGAUUUUACAAUGAACUAUGAAUUCUGUGGGGAGAAAGUAUCGAUGUUAGAGAUAUUAUUUUACAGUCGAAACAAGCACUUCUCUGUGUUACCGAAAACUACUGUACAUACGCGCGCAAUAAUGGUGUCAAUGUAUCCGGCCUUAAGUUUACAUGCUAUGGACACAAUGAGUAUACAGAUGAGUCAAUGCAGAUGUGAUGAUCCCAACUGUAGGACAUGUAAACCAACAGCACACGAUAUGUAUAUUGAAUUCCUUGAUAGAGUCAUUACGAUUGGCAGAAAUAAUAAUAAUAAUAAUAAUGAUAAAGAUAAUGAUGCCGACAAGCAAAAUAUCGGGGAAAAAAGCAGUUCUGCUAUAGUUGAUCUGAAUAUUCUGCUACCUUCUCUGUUUGGUUCAAUGGCAACUCUUGGAGGAGCAAUUAUAGGAGCCAUAACAUGCAGAAAUAAGGGAAGAAAAGCAGAAGACAAAGUGACAUUUAAAAGAUUGUCAACACACUGAUGAGUUAAAGAAGAGGAGAAGACAGUCGUAGAUCCCAAUUUUUACUUCAUACAGCUAAAAACAAUGAAAAUAGUAAGUGACAAUCACUCAAUAUUCAUGGUAUUGGAAAAGAAAUGUACAAACUUUAACCAAUUUAACAUUUGUGUAUUAAAACAUAUCUCUUUAGUAUGUACAUGAGGCAUUUUACAAUAAACUGAUUUUGAAUUAUUUUAAGAUAACUGUUUGAUCAAAUGUUAUUUUGCACUUAUAGUAAGCAUGUACUACUGGUAUGACACAACUAAAAAAAACUUAUAUGCAUGUGUCCACCCCUUUAUAUUUACAUUCACGUAUUUGCGACAGAUAGGUUAGAUGAGAGAAGUAAAAGAAAACAUGUAUUUGAUGAAAUUUUGUUCUCAAGACAUGAUUUUGAAGAAUUAUAUUUUCUGAUGACAAUAACUUGCUAAAUUCCAGUUUUUAAUUAAAGAUAUCAUUUAAUGAGAAAGUAGUCUCAUCAUUUUUUUAAUCAAUUUGUCAUUUGCAAAAUAGCAAAAUAGACUUUAUUUUCAUAAAAUAUUUUUCGUUUUCACCGGUAUUUACCUCGAAGUUUCCUUUACAGAUCAUUGCAAAAAUAAAAAUAACCCAUCUUGAAAUUGUACCCAUGUUCAGUUAGUUAUUAAACUACUAUUAAAUAUUACCGAUAUAAGAGCGAUCAAGGAAAAAAAAGAAAUAAAAGCAAUGAAUUGUAUUUGUUAUUACAUGGUCAAUAGUAUGGGUUUAAGACAUUCAAAAGGUAUUUACGAGUGAAAGUCAAAAUAAUGCUAAGUCGUCAAAGACUGGUCUACUUUGUGUAGAGAAUAUGUUAUAUGCAGUUAGUUUUUUAAGCAAUUGAAAACUAGAAAGUGGCUCUGCGUUGUGCGUCUCGUGUGUCUUUGUAUAUUUCAGGUAAUUUAUGUUGUUUGAACUUUAUCAUGUUUGUGUAGGAAAUUUUUCUUCAUGAUUGCUAUAAAUUCGAUCUACAGGAUCUUACAAUGUAUUUUAGAUUCGUAAUUAAAACAUGUUCCAAUAUAAUAUUCACUUUACGUAUUAUUGUGUAUGCAUUAUGUGCGCUUAGUUAAAAAGUAACGACUGAUCAGUUAAAUUAGCAAAUUUAAUUUUUUUCUUGAUAAUUGUGUUUUUAUGAUAACUAUGUUUGUAGAUAUUUUUUAAAUAAACAAAAUAAAUGUA